GGGGCUCUGGGACCUUUGGGAUUCUCGUCAAGCUCAUUCCGGGACCUGCAAGGACCUAACGAGCCCCCGAGGAGCUGAGCAUGACCCGCGACGCGGCACUGCCUGGCUCUCACUCCACACAUGGCUUCUACGAGAAUUAUGAGCCCAAGGAGAUCCUGGGCAGAGGAGUUAGCAGUGUGGUCAGGCGCUGCAUCCACAAGCCCACGUGCAAGGAGUAUGCCGUGAAGAUCAUUGAUGUCACUGGUGGAGGCAGCUUCAGCGCUGAGGAGGUGCAGGAGCUGCGAGAAGCCACGCUGAAGGAGGUGGACAUCCUACGCAAGGUCUCGGGGCACCCCAACAUCAUACAGCUGAAGGACACUUAUGAGACCAACACUUUCUUCUUCUUGGUGUUUGACCUGAUGAAGAAAGGGGAGCUCUUUGACUACCUCACUGAGAAGGUCACCUUGAGUGAGAAGGAAACCCGAAAAAUCAUGAGGGCCCUGCUGGAGGUGAUCUGCGCUUUGCACAAACUCAACAUUGUGCAUCGGGACCUGAAGCCCGAGAACAUCCUCUUGGAUGAUGACAUGAACAUCAAGCUCACAGACUUCGGCUUUUCCUGCCAGCUGGACCCCGGAGAGAAGCUGCGAGAGGUCUGUGGGACCCCCAGUUACUUGGCUCCUGAGAUCAUCGAGUGCUCCAUGAAUGACAACCACCCAGGCUAUGGGAAGGAGGUGGACAUGUGGAGCACAGGGGUCAUCAUGUACACCCUGCUGGCCGGCUCCCCGCCCUUCUGGCACCGGAAGCAGAUGCUGAUGCUGAGGAUGAUCAUGAGUGGCAACUACCAGUUUGGCUCACCGGAAUGGGAUGAUUACUCCGACACGGUCAAGGACUUGGUUUCUCGCUUCUUGGUGGUCCAGCCCCAGAAGCGCUACACGGCUGAAGAGGCCCUGGCACACCCCUUCUUCCAGCAGUACGUGGUGGAGGAAGUGCGCCACUUCAGCCCCCGGGGGAAGUUCAAGGUGAUCUGCCUAACCGUGCUGGCUUCGGUGCGCAUCUACUACCAGUACCGCCGGGUGAAGCCCGUCACCAGGGAGAUCGUCAUCCGGGACCCCUACGCCCUCCGACCUCUGCGCCGCCUCAUCGACGCCUACGCUUUCCGAAUCUACGGCCACUGGGUGAAGAAGGGGCAGCAGCAGAACCGGGCUGCCCUCUUUGAGAACACCCCCAAGGCUGUGCUCUUCUCGCUGGCUGAGGAUGACUACUGAGGGGGCAGGCACGCGGGGGAGGCAUGAGGCCCCCGCCAGGAGCCCCCUCCCCGGGUGCUGAAGCCAGCGAUGGACGGACCCCGACCCCGGGCCAGGCGCCAUUCCUGAGGAGGGAGGACCAGAUGCGGUCCGGGGGCAGAGCCCUUGCUUCGUGGGAGGCGCAAAAUCUCUAACACCCCUGCUGCUGUCUUCCCUGAUUCCCAGGGCGAGGCUAAAACACGGGACAUGUUUAGAGAUGCGCAGUCACACGAUGUGCACUGGCAUCCGGGGACUUGGUCCGAGAGGCCCAGGGAAGCCCUUAGGUAUAUUAGCAAUAGAAGAGGAAGCUUCUGAUACUUCCUCUGGAGCGUUAUUUACUUUGUGACUCCCACGGUGCACUGCUUCUCCUGGUCCUUUGGGUCUCCCAGGUCCCCCGUGAAGACUGACGCUGUCCUGUCAAGAGCCACCGUGGUGCAUUUUACACGUGGAGAAAAAUCACGGUUCUUCUCAGGGGCAUGAAACGCCACAGAGGAGGCCAAUGAAAUUGCAUCUUCCUCCUACAGCGGUUUUCUGGGAAAACAAAGAAAUGGGGACACCCUGCCUUGAGAAAACACUUGUCAGAUCCCUAAAUCAGAC
This is a messenger RNA of Oryctolagus cuniculus (rabbit), 1859 nucleotides long. RefSeq names its product phosphorylase kinase catalytic subunit gamma 1 (gene PHKG1). Gene Ontology annotation, biological process: protein phosphorylation; glycogen metabolic process. Gene Ontology annotation, molecular function: calmodulin binding; phosphorylase kinase activity; ATP binding. The record is from RefSeq and is marked provisional. Lineage: Eukaryota; Metazoa; Chordata; Mammalia; Lagomorpha; Leporidae. Gene Ontology annotation, cellular component: phosphorylase kinase complex.